UCAGACCUUCACCAGAGCUCCACCUGCCUUGGCACCCCUGCCGUGAAGGACGUGAACGACACCACGUGCAAGCAGACUCUGCCUGGCAACAAUGGAAACAACCAAAACAUGCCCGUCCAUCCCCCAGCCCAUGGCUUCCCCGUCCUAUGCGUUUCCUCUGCAAUCCCACCCCCACGUGACCAGCCCGGCGGGCGCGAGCCGCACUAAUUUCUCCGCUGACGUGCCCAUGAUCCGACUCAUGACCUGACCUGACCUCUCUCCCAGCACCCUCCGCGUCCCACAUCGCCAUCAACCGCUCUGCGCCCGCCUCAAUUGGCCGCCCGCCAGCUUCACCAUGUCUUUGAUCAGGUCCACGACGCUGCGCGCGUCCUCAAUCGCACGCGCCGCCCGCCCAGCGCGCUGCAUCCGCACCGCCGAGCUCCCAUGGCAGCGCGCCCUCCAGCGCAGGACAUAUGCCAGCGGCCACGGUGCCCACGGCCAGGCCCCGAGCAGCGACGUCCCCUGGAUGGCUGCAUCCGCCGUCGGCACUGCCACAGGUCUCUACAUUGUCGUGACGCAAGACACAAGUCACGGCGCCGCUCACGGCGAACACCACGAUGACCACCACGCCGAGAAGGAUGACGAGCCCGAGGAGGAGGCCGCCGACGACGCCGAGGAAAAGGACGAAUCGAGCGACGACUCCAAGGACAGCUCCAAGGACAAGGACGACGAGCCCAAGCACGUGGCUGAUGACGGAUCCAAGGACGAGUCGUCCAACGACAUCACCCACUCCGAGUCCCGCGAGAAAAAGGCAGAGGACAAGAAGGCCGAGAAGAGCGGCCGCGGAGAGGGCAACCCUGGCGACGAGAAGGAGGCUUCCCCCGACAAGAGCGACAAGGCCUCCCCUCGCAAGGACGCCAAGAGCUCCAACGAGAUGUCGGGCAAGCAGGAGGGCAUGUCCAACGCCGACACCCACCACUCGUCGGAGAUUUCCAAGCAUGACGAGAAGAGCAAAAAGGGCGAGGGUGUUGCUGAGACUGCCAAACUCAAGGGCACCGUCUCGACAGACCGACCUGGCGCUGAAAACAAAGAGGAACGCGGCAAGAACCAGCAGAACAAGGAUGAGUAAAUCAUCAACCGAUGCGAGGGCCUGGGACCGUGCCCGUUACAGUUGUUUCCCGAAGGCGACAGUGGACUCAUCCUCCGUGUGCAUUGUGCUAGAAUACAACCACCCAU
Messenger RNA from Dothidotthia symphoricarpi CBS 119687, 1215 nucleotides. RefSeq lists its product as uncharacterized. NCBI's taxonomy places the organism in Eukaryota, Fungi, Ascomycota, Dothideomycetes, Pleosporales, Dothidotthiaceae. The record is from RefSeq and is a predicted model, not a curated record. Bases 335 to 1108 code for a protein of 257 amino acids. The transcript is spliced from 4 exons.